Messenger RNA from Acanthosepion pharaonis, 1188 nucleotides. The record is from the annotation of a GenBank genome assembly. Lineage: Eukaryota; Metazoa; Mollusca; Cephalopoda; Sepiida; Sepiidae.
AUGUUUCUAUAUAGGUCGAGUGAAGAUUUAAUACAAACUACACAUACAUAUCUAUCUAUCUAUCUAUCUAUCUAUCUAUCUAUCUAUCUGUCAGAAACUUCCGUCCAUAUCUAUCUAUCUAUCUAUCUAUCUAUCUAUCUAUCUAUCUAUCUAUCUAUCAGCGACUGUUCAUUAUCUAUCUAUCUAUCUAUCUAUCUAUCUAUCUCUCAGCGACUGUUCAUAUCUAUCUCUCAGCGACUGUUCAUAUCUAUCUAUCUAUCUAUCUAUCUAUCUAUCUAUCUAUCUAUCUAUCUAUCAGCGACUGUUCAUUAUCUCUCUAUGUAUCUAUCUCUCAGUGACUGUUUAUAUCUAUCUAUCUAUCUAUCUAUCUAUCUAUCUAUCUAUCUGUCUGUCUAUCUCUCAGUGACUGUUCAUAUCUAUCUAUCUAUCUAUCUAUCUAUCUAUCAGCGACUGUUCAUUAUCUAUCUAUCUAUCUAUCUCUCAGCGACUGUUCAUAUCUAUCUCUCAGCGACUGUUCAUAUCUAUCUAUCUAUCUAUCUAUCUAUCUAUCAGCGACUGUUCAUUAUCUCUCUAUGUAUCUAUCUCUCAGUGACUGUUUAUAUCUAUCUAUCUAUCUAUCUAUCUAUCUAUCUAUCUAUCUAUCUAUCUAUCUAUCAGCGACUGUUCAUUAUCUAUCUAUCUAUGUAUGUAUGUAUCUAUCUCUCAACGACUGUUCAUAUCUAUCUCUCAGCGACUGUUCAUAUCUAUCUAUCUAUCUAUCUAUCUAUCUAUCUAUCUUGCCUUUUUCAUCUCGCUCUCUCUCUCCCUCUUUCUCAACCUCUCUAUAUAUCUACCUAUAUUUAUAAUUCUCGCUGUUUCGAUAUCCCUUUUUAUUUGUCCCGGUCCCUCUCUUAUUAUCGCUCUAUAUUUGUUCAUUCUCUCUUUCUGUUUCCCUCUUCCAUUAUCUAUCUAUCUAUCUAUCUAUUCGUAUUUCUCCCUCUAUCUCUGUCUCUUUCUAUGCCUCUUUCUAUAUAUCUAUCUGUUUCUAUCACUCUCUUACUCACUCUCUCUUGCCAUACAUAUCUUUCUCUCUCUAUCCAGUUUUUUGUUUCUAUCCCUCUAUCUCUCUUUCUGUUUCUAUACCCCUCUGUAUAUUUUGCUCUUUCUAUGUUUCUCCGUCUCUCUGUUGGUAGAAUAAAAAAAAAAUGA